This is a messenger RNA of Botrytis deweyae, 726 nucleotides long. RefSeq lists its product as uncharacterized. The coding region runs from base 1 to 726 and encodes 241 amino acids. The record is from RefSeq and is a predicted model, not a curated record. NCBI's taxonomy places the organism in Eukaryota, Fungi, Ascomycota, Leotiomycetes, Helotiales, Sclerotiniaceae. The transcript has a single exon.
AUGGAUUCACAGCCCCUGCCUUUAUCUCCGAAGCAGACUACCCAUAAAGGAGGUUCAUUGACAAUUCAAAGUCUCCCACCGGAGCUAAGUCAAGCGAUCUGGAAGUUGUCAUUGAGCAACAAUCGAUUCAUAACAAUACACUGGGCGUACAAGACGAAUGACGAUCUGCAUAGAAACUCCGUUGCCAAUGACUUUCAUGCCACCUACGAUAAAAUCGAGGCCCUAGAAGUUUCUUCGGAGUCGCGCACCCUUGCAUUGAAAGAUUAUAAAUUGUGCUUAGGCAAAGAUAUGCGCCAUCCGAUUUACAUCAACGGUAACACAGAUAUUCUCAGAUUCACGAGUUUGACACUUACACAGAUCACCUACGCUUCACACUUCAAUGGUGUCUGGGGUAUCUUGAGCGUUGAAGCUGCUAACAUCAAGCGCAUUGCUGUUGAGAUGCGAAACGAUUCUAAUAUUUCCGAGGCUCGAAGAACCUUAACUGAAGUAAAGUUGUUGGUUUCUGCCAUCAUGCUGUUCGCUACCUUGGAAACGAUAUUCGUGCAGCCAUCGUGCGUCAUUAGUCCAUCUUCUGAGGCAGCCUUCCGCGCACAAUUUGAGAAAAAAAUGCCAAGAAACUUUAGCUUGUACAAACCCUCUGGGGGUGAAAAGCGCUAUAAUGUUCCUGAAAUUGUGAUCGUUUGCCCCCAGUGCGAUCCAGAUUUCCUCAAGGCAUGUCAAUGUUAA